Corylus avellana is the source of this 1505-nucleotide messenger RNA. RefSeq lists its product as uncharacterized. Lineage: Eukaryota; Viridiplantae; Streptophyta; Magnoliopsida; Fagales; Betulaceae. The record is from RefSeq and is a predicted model, not a curated record.
ACGUAGCAUCAUAAAAGAGCAGAGCCAAAUCCAGCAAAUACCCAGUAAUUGCCGUUUCUUCGUAUUUCCCCACCAUGUGACUUAGCAAGCUGCUGUCUCUCUCUCUCUUCAUUACCCAUUCUUCCUCUUCUUUCUUUAUUAUUUCUAAGCCUAUUUUUCUUUUGAGUCAUCUUGGACUUGGCAGGGACUUUGCCAGUGAAGCAAAUCUGAGUCUUCUCUGUCUCUCUUGCUCAUAUUCAAGUGCGGGCUACAAAAACGAGACACCCAGAUCAAGUUGAUGUGCUGAGAAGCUGAUCUUGAAGCAUUUGGGAGAUGGGUGCUUGAAUUCACCUUCAGUGAUUUGAGGUAGAAGACCCUUCUCUUGUAUCCGUUUUACACUGUCGACAUUCUCUUGUUUUUUUUUUUUUUUUUUUUUUUUGUUGCUUUUUUAACAUUAUAGAGAAAUCGGAAAGAGAGUCUGUUAAGUGUUUGGUUUUGGUACCAUGAGGGACUUUCCUUCUUGUUUUGGUGAAAAUGGGGUCCAAGUUGCUGAUUCAUCGUCUUCGAGUGCAGCCAAAGCUGCUCAAAAUGUGGUUACCUGUUUGUAUCAGUGUAAAUUGCGAGGUCGAUCUUGCUUGAUUACUAUUACAUGGACCAAGAACUUGAUGGGUCAAGGCCUUAGUGUUGGGAUUGAUGACUUGUCCAAUCAAUGCCUCUGUAAGGUUGAUAUAAAGCCAUGGCUGUUCUCUAAGAGAAAAGGGUCUAAGAAUUUGGAGGUAGAUUCUAGUAAAAUUGAGAUUUUCUGGGACUUAACUAACGCCAAGUUUGGUGCUGGGCCGGAGCCGUUUGAGGGAUUUUAUUUAGCUGUUGUGUUUAACCAAGAAAUGGUUCUACUUCUUGGGGAUUUGAAAAAAGAGGCAUACAAGAAGAUUGACACCGACCCUGUUCCUGUUCAUGUUCAUUCCAUUAAUGCCACCUUUGUUGCCAAGAGGGAGCACAUUUUUGGGAAGAAGUUUUAUGGCGCAAAGGCUCAAUUUUGUGAUAAGGGGCAGAUGCACGAUGUAUCGAUUGAGUGCGACACUGUUGGGCUUCAUGACCCUUGUCUUGUGAUCCGGAUUGACAGCAAGACAGUCAUGCAGGUGAAGAGGCUCAAGUGGAAGUUCCGUGGAAACCACACCAUUUCUGUUGAUGGCCUUCCGGUUCUAGUGUUUUGGGAUGUCCAUAAUUGGCUCUUUGGUAAUGCUAUGGGCAAUGCAGUUUUCAUGUUCCAAACAUGUCUCUCAGCUGACAAGUUGCAGGGCAAUCACUCUAUUUUCGAUCCCUCCGUAUUAACUUGGUCUUGCUCUCAGCAUAUGAGCGAUUCCCAGUCACGAGGUCUUGGUUUCUCACUGAUUUUGCAUGCUUGGAAGAAUGAGUAGAAAGUGUAUUUUUUUUUCUUCAUUUUUGAGUGUUGACAAAUACUAGUAGCUGUGGAUUUGAUAAAAAAAGAUGUGAUUGAAAUACAGUAAAUGCGAAUUACUUGUCCA